GACGCGGCGGUGGCUGAAGAAGGAGAAGAAGAAGAGAAGGGAAGGGAAACGGAAACGUGAAGCGUUACAAUGGAGGCGGCGGUUUUUAUCCUGUCUCUUGUGGAUUGUUGUGCACUGAUUUUUCUCUCGGUAUACUUUAUUAUCACUCUGUCUGAUCUAGAAUGUGACUACAUUAAUGCUCGUGCUUGCUGCUCCAAGCUUAACAAAUGGGUGAUUCCUGAGAUGAUUGGGCAGUGUCUCUCAAUGAUGCUCAUGUUGGUCUCCAUGCACUGGUUCAUUUUCCUAUUGAACAUGCCCGUAGCAGCCUGGAACAUUUACAGGUAUGUGAAAAUUCCUAUGGGAAACAUGGGUGUUUUUGACCCAACUGAAAUCCACAACCGGGGUCUACUUAAAUCAUACAUGAAGGAAGCCAUGAUUAAACUAGGAUACCACCUGCUCUGCUUCUUCAUUUAUUUGUACAGCAUGAUCCUGGCUCUGAUCAAUGACUGAAACCUUCAGCAGUUCGCCCAUCUUCACCCCGGUAUUUUCUGGAUGAAACAUCCCAAAACACUUUGUUGUCAGAAUCCUGAGUUUGCAGUUUUGAUACAGUUAUAUGGUUAAUAUUUAACCAUUUAAUGCUUAACAUGUUUGAAACAGCCCAAAGAAAUGUUUGUUUUGUGAUAUAGAAAACUGCCAUAUGUUAUUCCAUUUUCAAACCUUUGUUUGGCAUCAAGGAACUUCUCACUUGCUACUUGAUGCCCUGAAAUAAGAAACUUUCACUGUACAAUUGUGUAUGUUUUUGGUGGGUUCUUUUUUUUUUAAGAGUUUAAACCAGCUAAAAGAAACACCUAAAAUGUUACUUUCAAAG
This is a messenger RNA of Cyprinodon tularosa, 847 nucleotides long. It is a transcript of the gene cnih4, whose product is annotated as cornichon family AMPA receptor auxiliary protein 4. Gene Ontology annotation, cellular component: COPII-coated ER to Golgi transport vesicle; endoplasmic reticulum membrane. The transcript is spliced from 5 exons. Gene Ontology annotation, biological process: endoplasmic reticulum to Golgi vesicle-mediated transport. The record is from RefSeq and is a predicted model, not a curated record. NCBI's taxonomy places the organism in Eukaryota, Metazoa, Chordata, Actinopteri, Cyprinodontiformes, Cyprinodontidae. Bases 70 to 489 code for a protein of 139 amino acids.